AUGUCGCAAGAGUUUGUGGAAGACUAUUCACGUACAGGAUCCUCAGACGACGAGGAUAGUGGGGCAUAUGACGAGUGGAUUCCAUCGUUCUGUUCCAGGUUUGGCCACGAAUAUUUCUGCCAGGUGCCCACCGAGUUUAUCGAGGAUGAUUUCAACAUGACCUCGUUAUCUCAAGAGGUACCUCACUACCGUAAAGCCCUGGAUUUGAUAUUGGAUUUAGAGGCUAUGAGUGAUGAGGAAGAGGACGAGGCAGAUGUGGUGGAAGAAAACGAAAUAGAUCAAGAGAUGCAAAGUAAUGACGGUCACGAUGAAGACAAAAAGCGAAACAAGUCCCCCGUGGUGAACAAGAGCAUCAUCGAGCAUGCAGCGGAACAAUUAUACGGCUUGAUUCAUGCAAGAUUCAUUUUGACUAAGCCAGGCCUACAAGCAAUGGCCGAGAAAUUUGAUCACAAGGAGUUCGGGACCUGCCCCCGUUAUUACUGUAAUGGCAUGCAAUUGCUGCCUUGUGGCUUAAGCGAUACCGUCGGGAAACACACCGUCAGGUUGUACUGUCCCAGUUGUCAGGACUUGUAUCUUCCUCAGUCAUCUCGAUUCCUUUGCUUGGAAGGUGCUUUUUGGGGAACAAGUUUUCCUGGUGUAUUUUUGAAACACUUCAAAGAAUUGGAGGAGUAUGUGGAAAGGAAGAGUAAAGAAUCAUAUGAAUUGAAAGUCUUUGGGUUUAAGAUAAAUGAUGAGGCAGUAUCUGGUCCAAGAAUGAAGUGGCUGAGACAGUACCCAUCCACAGAGGAAGACUGGGAGGAAUUUUCCAAGUGCGAGUUUGAGACACCUGCAGUUUAA
Saccharomyces kudriavzevii IFO 1802 is the source of this 837-nucleotide messenger RNA. RefSeq names its product casein kinase 2 regulatory subunit CKB1 (gene CKB1). Bases 1 to 837 code for a protein of 278 amino acids. The transcript has a single exon. The record is from RefSeq and is a predicted model, not a curated record. NCBI's taxonomy places the organism in Eukaryota, Fungi, Ascomycota, Saccharomycetes, Saccharomycetales, Saccharomycetaceae. Gene Ontology annotation, molecular function: protein kinase regulator activity. Gene Ontology annotation, cellular component: cytoplasm; protein kinase CK2 complex.